CACAGCAGUCGACGGUUCCAUCUGAUUUUUCCUCUGAAACUGACAAUGGUUGGCCAAUUAUCUAGAAAUGUAUUCAACAACUCUCGCCGAUUUAUGGCAACAGUGUCAAAUGAAGCUUUUGCUCCCAAAAAAUAUGGUGGUAGAUAUACUGUCACAUUAAUUCCAGGUGACGGUAUUGGUGAAGAAAUUUCCAAAUCUGUUGUUGACAUCUUUAAAGCCGAAAAUGUUCCAAUUGACUGGGAAACUAUCAAUGUUUCCGGUUUAGAUGAUGCAUCAUCUCAAAUUGCUGUCAAGGAUGCAGUCCAGUCUUUAAAGAGAAAUAAAGUUGGCUUAAAAGGUAUUUGGUAUACUCCAACUUCAAGCUCGGGUCAUGGUUCCUUAAACGUUGCAUUAGUUAAACAAUUGGAUAUCUACGCUUCAUUGGCCCAUAUUAAAAAUAUCCCAGGGAUUAAAACCCGAUUGGACAACAUCGAUAUAAUUUUAAUUAGAGAAAGCACUGAAGCUGAAUACUCUGGAUUAGAACACCAAUCUGUUCCAGGUGUUGUUGAAAGUUUAAAAAUUGUCACCAAAUAUAAAAGUGAAAGAAUUGCCAAAUUUGCAUUUGAUUAUGCAUCCAAAAACAAUAGAAAAAAUGUCACGGCUAUUCACAAGGCUAAUAUUAUGAAAUUGGCCGAUGGUUUGUUCAGACAAACUGUUAAAGAAGUCGGUCAAGGUUAUGAAAAUAUCAAUGUCAAUGACAUGAUUGUCGACAACGCAUCAAUGCAAGCAGUUUCAAGACCAGAACAGUUCGAUGUCUUGGUGACUCCAAACUUGUAUGGGUCAAUUUUGUCCAACAUUGCAACAGGGUUAGUUGGAGGUCCUGGUUUAGUUCCAGGCGCUAAUUAUGGUGCUGAGCAUGCAGUCUUUGAACCAGGCUGCAGACAUGUUGGUUUGUCGAUAAAGGGUCAAAAUAUUGCCAAUCCAACUGCCUUAAUUUUAUCUUCCACCAUGAUGUUGAACCAUUUAGGUUUGAGUGAAUACGCCGACAGAAUAUCCAAUGCCACCUACGAGGUUAUCAAAGAUGGCAAGGUCUUGACUCACGACAUUGGUGGAAACGCAACUACUGAACAAUUUACAAAAGCUAUUCUUGAAAAGCUUAAAUCCUACUAGAUAUCUGAGUUUUAGCACGCAGUGAAUGCAAGGUCUGUGUGGUCAAUAUUUUAUUUUUGUUUCACGUUUUCUCUUUUAUACUUUUUUUUACAUUUGUUUCUCCCUUUCUGUUAUGGUAGACAUUUUGCAGUAUUGCAGUAUAAAUAUAUAUUCAAACAUAAUUAUGAGCUGUCAUAAUCUCUUAUCGCCAAUCGCCAAU
Molecule: messenger RNA, 1348 nt
Organism: Ascoidea rubescens DSM 1968
Lineage: Eukaryota; Fungi; Ascomycota; Saccharomycetes; Ascoideales; Ascoideaceae
Product: isocitrate dehydrogenase subunit 1 mitochondrial precursor
Exons: 2
Coding region: 46-1149 (367 amino acids)
Biological process (GO): isocitrate metabolic process; tricarboxylic acid cycle
Cellular component (GO): mitochondrion
Molecular function (GO): NAD binding; magnesium ion binding; isocitrate dehydrogenase (NAD+) activity
Source: RefSeq, a predicted model, not a curated record